AUGGGAACAUUCUCAGUAAGGAAUCUACGAGCGGACACACAAAACGUUGCCAUGAGGAACAAACGGGCCUUUCCCAGGCUGAUGCGGUUUUUGUUAUUCUAUCUCGCCACCUGUGUGGCUGUGUACCUUUUCUUUCGCUAUUACUUGACGAAUGACCAUGAUUAUGGAACUCCAAUGCCCGCAGCUUUUAUUCACGAGAACGUUUUAAGGCCACUGAAGAGCUUCCCUUCUGUUAAACUUACGGUGUCGCCAAAUGAAUUAUUUGAAAAAUUAUACUACCAUAAAAUCAGGACAACACCAGGAACGUUCCAUGAGCCAAGCUGGCACGAGACAAAGAAUGAUUUUGUAACAAAACUGGGUGAUUCUUCAGAGAAAGGCGAUGAAUUUAUUCCCAACUCAUUAAUAGGUUUACAAGAGAAAAAAUUUGACGGUAGCCAAGAUGACAUUUUGGUGGAGGAAACUUCAACAAAAGGGAAAACAUAUAGUUCUUUAAUAGCCCCGAACCAAGUGAAUAAUAGCAUGAACUUAAGUUUACUUCAUAGUAUUUCAGAUCUUCAAAGAACUUCUAUUUCGUCGUCGACCAUUUUGCAUCGAUAUCAAGACUUCCGUAGCGAGUGGUUUCGCCAACGUCGCGCACGCGUAGAUUGGCGGAGUAUGAUUCGACCGUGUAUUGAUAACUUGCCUUGGGGACUGGUGAAAAAUCAGUGGGGGAAGACCAACAGAAGUAGUGCCGCUGCAAGCGAGAUUGUCUAUCAAGGAAUUAAGCCAGCAGGGGAGUUUAGUAAAAUUUUCAUUCAAUCUAAGACAGUUAAUAAUCAAACAAAGCUGAUUGGCGGCGACACGUGGAGGGUGUAUUUACGAGGUCCUUCAAGUGUCGCAGCCACUGUAUUUGAUCAUCAAAACGGGACGUAUGAAGCUCUGUUUCUCCUCACGGAGCCUGGUAUCUACCAGGUGCUGAUCUUUCUUGAUUAUAGCCUUUGUGAUGGAUUUAAGGAUCCACCUCCGGAUUGGUUCAUCCAAGGCAAUGCGCAAGGGAAGUAUCAAAGAGAUGGCCUCCUAGGUACACUUGAUGACUAUUUGAAUGAGCCCUUUAGAAAUGGAAACCGUUUAACCAUUACAAUACCCAAGGCGCAGUUGAACACGACGUUUAUAGGUAGGUAAUCAAAGGAUGGAAUAACGAGAGUUUUCAAGCAGAACUUUCCCAGACACUAAAAAUAUCAUAACUAGCCCAUAUUGAGCAAAAUCAAUGAGAAAUGCAUCUAUUUCUUGUCUCAAAAAGUACUGAGAAAUAAAUGUUCAUAUGCGUCGCUGGAUAUCUAAAAAUCCUUACCAAAAAUCAGUGUACUCAUUUGACGGAAGUAAGGCCAAAUUGAGAGCUUUUUGGCUGCGAUAAGCCAGAAAAUGACACCACAUUAAAAUUAUAAAAUUUUCCAUAUUUCGGAUUGCUAGUUGAGGAAGACCCAUUUUACAUAUCAAAGUGAAAAAGAAGCAUAUAUUAAAGGACAGUAGCAUGACACCGAUACUGAUUUUCACAAACAAAAAUUCGGUUUUAUCAACAGAGUUGUUGAGUCAAUUUACAUUGUAAAAAGAUUCAAAAGAAGUCGUUUCAAAGCACUAGCCACAUUUUUUAAAAACUGUAUCUCAAACGGUAUGUUUUAUAUCCUGCUGUUUGUUUUUCGUAUUAUUACCAUUUCGUUUUCAAACUUUACUUUGCCAGAAUCACUUCACGAGGAUUUAGGUUCCUGUUCCAAUACCUGCAAUCACCUAUGGGAUGGAUUUGGACAAUGGCAAAGCAACCAAUGGAAGCCUUACCUUCAAGGUCAGUCAACAUAUUAUGUCUUCCAUACCCAGUUUAGAGGCGAAAAAUACGGCAGGUUUCAGUGCGUCGAAUUUACGAUUUAGCGGACGGGCCUCGGCAGCUUCGUCAAACGGGUCUUUACUAUUCCGGUGCCAUCGGUUCGCCUCGACGCCGACAAGUAUCUGAAUAACAAGAUACUGUGGUCAGUUAAGUAAGAGUGACAACCUGAACUCUUAGUUCGUGUUGUCUCGUUUGUCGCGAUCAACAGCGGUAUAUAUAUCCACUUUCGUCUUACUUUUUAUGUUUGCUUCUGACCCUAGACUUGUUUUCAGUGGAGGCUAGGUAUUUCAGAUCAUGUUGUUUCUUCGGGCAUCAAACCCUUUUCCAUGGAUAUCGGGGACAUGCGAUGAGGGCGUGCGUCUCCCAUCGAUCAGGGCUUACAACUACUCACAUGCAGUCUUGUUCUGUAGAUGUAUGACCUUCAAACACAAGAGCGGUGAAGGGCCUGCAUAAGUUAUAUGCUAAUGGGGUAGGGAAAGUGAGCCGUUAGCUUCCUGGCCUUUUAUCUCCUUCAUCAUCCUGUAUCAACUUACAUGGGACGUGAAGAAACCACUGUGUUUCUUAAAUAGAGCGGGGGGUUAAACCCUGGUUGUUUGAUCAAUCUUUCGGGCCCUUUCCCGAUUUUUUUCUGAUGGGAGGGGUCUGCAGUACACGGGCUAGGUUUGUGAGGGGCAAAUUUUACUCAAAAACCUUUAGUACUACGCCAGACCGAUUGUUAUCACCGCCCGUUUGGCAUCUCUGAAAUAAAACAACAACAACAAAAACAAUAUAUGUGGGUGCCCUGUUAAACGAAUUUCUUUCUCUGCAUGCAUUACAACAGAGUCCUACGACUGGGCGUUACCGCUACUAUACAAGCAGAACGGAACAUUUUGGGUCUACGGCGACUCGUUGGCCCUUCGUCUGGUGAGUUCAGUUCAGACUCGGAUGUUAUGCACAAAGCUCUACACGGGGUGUAUAUCAAGCUACAACUGGAUUUAUCCCAUUGUAAAUGAGGCAGUGGAUAAGGAACUGAACGACGAUCUUGACUUCAACCCUGAAAGAGUUAUCGAGACAAUCCUUGCCGUUCUUCGUCACCCUCUGAUGCAGCAGCGAGAAAGCAGUGUUCUUCUACUGAACCUUGGAAUUCAUUAUCCUAUUGGGGUGAACUUUACAACUUACCAGAAGCUAAUUGGCGACUUGAUAAACAAACUAAAGGAGACAAGAGUUGAUUCGCAAGGAAACGUAGUUCCUAAGUACAAGGCCAAAAUUAUCUGGAAGACAUCGUCUGCUAUACACAAAGAAAAGGCUCAAGAACUCAACAUAACCCACUGGCGAUUCUUCACCACUCAGGUACAUGAAGCAGGCGUUAUUUUUGGCGCAUUUCAGGCGAGAGGGACGCCGUGGCUAGGUGUGGUGCGCCAGACACGCGUUUUCAUUUUCGCCCCAUUCUUCGUUGCGCCUGUCUGGUACUUCACGCCUGCCCACGCGGAUCUCGCGCUUGCCCUCAUUCGCCUAAAAAACGCGAAAAAAUAACACCUCUUCAUCAGGAGGCAAACACAACCCUAACACUCCCACUUUGCUCCACCCCAACCUCGUCCCAAGGGCUUUUCCCUUAAAAAAUGGAAAAGCCCUGGGGACGAGGUUGGCUCCACCCCAGAAUAUGUCUUUAUCUAGACUACCCAUUAGUCUAGUUUGCGGAAGGAAGUAAAUCCUGUUUACACUUUAAGUCACAACCAGUUGAAAUUGGUUGUGAACACCGUAUGCGGGCGCUGUCAGGAUCCCGGUGCUGUCCCAAUCAUCUCAACGCGACCGACUGAGAAAUUAAAUUGGUACAGAUGUGACCGCUCUGUUACUCGGUUUUUUUGUAAACUGUCGAUAAUUGAUGAACAAUUAAUAUGUAUUAAACAGGAAACUGGAACGGGAAAAUGCAAAAGAGACUAUCGAAAGAGUACUGAAACUGGCAUAGAAGAAAAAAACCUUUGAGCAGUUAUUCAACACUGUUACUUUAGCUGGUACCAAGAGACAUAAUGAGAUAUUAUGGCUCUUGCUGGUACACAUAAAAAGGACCAGAAAAAAGGGUUCGUAACCGUGCUUUUUAUUGAUUUUAAAAUAUUUUGUUUUCAUCAGCGAGUUGCAGUGUUCAGUAGCUAUGCGAUGUCAGCCAUGUGUGAAGCCGGUUUUGACGUCAUAGACAUAUAUCCCAUGACUGACUCAUACCCAGGUGGCACGCUGGAUGUGGUUCAUUACCCAAAUCACGUGUUCAGCUCCAUGGUAACAAUGCUGGAGAAAUACAAAGUGAACAACUACAGACAAUUGAGCGGAAAUGAGACACUCAAUAGAAUAAAACGUUGCAUCGGUUGA
Porites evermanni is the source of this 4198-nucleotide messenger RNA. NCBI's taxonomy places the organism in Eukaryota, Metazoa, Cnidaria, Anthozoa, Scleractinia, Poritidae. The record is from the annotation of a GenBank genome assembly.